AUGGGCGCCUUACGCGGCGGCGACAAACCCAAGAAGCAUAAGGACCGUGGUGUAAAGUUCAAUGAGAAGCACACACUGAAGUAUGGCCUGUCCGUAUGCAGUCGAAACGCCAAGACGGACGUGGUAGAGACCGUAAUGUGUAGAUUUUGCGUAGCUUUUGGCAAAGAGUCGGCGGCCGACGCGACCCGUAAACGGCGUGCAACGGCCAAUAUCAAGUACUUUCGACAACCAUUUCGCGCCGAUCACUACCUUUCACAUUUAGAGAUCAAUCACAAGCACAAAUGGACUGAGUACGAGCAAUUGUCUAGCCCCGAGAAAGAAUUAUUUCUUGGAGUGCCCGUGGAGGGGUCCACCAUUAAUCCACCAGCAAUUGUGCAACCAUUAAGUCACGCCCAGAAUAACUAUAACGGCGAUGCAGAAAUUAUAUUGAAAACAGUGGUUCCAGCCGUGCAGCGUGUGGUGCCCGUGCACCUGUCAGUCUCAGAAGUUGAGAAACCGGUGGUAGAUAAGCUUCUGGGUGACAUUUUUUUCAGCGCUAGUGAUGAAAACGGGUUGCCGAAGAAGUUGGCGCUGGAUGUUUUCCAUCACAAAGCGACUUUAGAAAAUUACGAAAUUGUUAUUAAGAACCAGCGGCUAUAUGACCUAGCCAUUAAGUUCGUGGCAUGUGGCGCGUCCUUCCGUCUAGCUUCGCGCAUGGUACAGUGCACAAGAGAAGAAACUAAAAUGGUUUGCUAUGGUGGUUGUUCAGAGCACAUUGUAGCAGGCUAUGUCCGUGCAGUUAUAGCCAGCAACCUGCAGAAGAUUGCGCUAAUGAUGCGUUGUUCGUGGGCGUUUGCGAUAGCAACAGACGCAACUGUUCAUCAAGGCACAUCGUAUUUGGAUAUUCGUGUGCGUUUCUGGCAGAAUGGCGCUUUGCAAGACUUUCAUCUUUGUACUCUGCCCGCGUUCGAUCAGCACCCCGCUCAAUCCAAUAUGGACCGCCUUGAAAAACUCUUCGAUGUUAUGGAUUCACAAUGGCGAAGCAAACUGCUUGGAGCAACUACCAACGGCAGCAUUAACGCAGGACGCAAUACUGGAAUGACGGGUAGCCAACAGAGACUUUUAAUUCAGCUUACGACACUUGUGAACAAGCCUGCUUUUUAUCUAAUCUGGUCUGGUGUUCACCAAUUGGAGUUUGUCGUCAAAUACUGUGUCUCUUCGUUUUGCCAAAAAGCAUUCUACGAUGAAUUAGUGUCAGUUCUUGCAACGCUGCGGCAUGACCAACGGAGCUCUGGCCAAGAGAGAAUGCUGUGUCCUUUUGUCAAUGAGAUUAUUCCUGAUGUCAUGGCUGCGUUUUUGGUUACACGAGGCUUCACCGGAAGGUUGAUGGAUGCACUCAAGUGGCUGAUGGAGCGCCGUAAAACCAUUGUCCAACGGCUGCAAACUACAUCUCCCUCAUCCGUGCCAUCUGCUUCUUGGUGGGUGUGUGUAGCCGUUGCGUACCGUGUUAUGGUUGAGAUUGCGGAUUUUAUGCAGAAAUUGCUGAGCUUAGAGAAUGGAGCGAAUUCUAUAGGCGAAGAGGUGCAGGAAUUGUGCAAGUUAGCAUUGAUUUUGGUGGAUGUCGUUGGAGCUCGACGAGACUUGUGGGAGUCACUCGACUCCGAUAAAGCUUGUGCCUCAGGAUCUUUCCAAUUAGCGUUUCAGAACGCGCAGCAUUUUAUCCAGAAUGAGGGUGGUGCGCUGGCUAUUGAGAUGUUUGACACGCUUCGAGGAGUUGAGCGACUACACAUCAUUAAAUCGGUAGCACACUUUGCAGUAGCCCUGAUUGCUGAAGUUAGUAUGAUUGCUCAAGAGGGUCGGCACUUUUGCGCUGAAAAUAUUGGCGUGGUUGUGAGUCCGCCAACUGUGCUGCCCGUCAAAUUGUGUAAAGUGGGAGAAGAAGCCUUUUUUAAGAUUGUUAGCGAGCAGGAGCCGCGGUUGCGUGAAACCUUUUCGGACAAAGAGAUCAAGACCAUUCGGAGUGAGUACGAUGAGUUUGUGCUGGCAGUGGACCGUGAUCCUAAUCUUGGCGGUGUACUGAAAAAGCAUGACUGUGACACGGACAUUUCGUUUGCCUGGUCCUGUGUUGAUGGCAGAUUCCGCAUGUUGCAGGAGUUUAUUGGUGGGCUUGCGUCUGUAGUUCCUGACAUGGCCGCAAGUACUCUAUCAGCGUGCUUGGCCACCUUGAACUGGGAGAAGCCAGACUUUCGUCAGACGAUGGUCGACUUUGCGCUCGAGGGUAUCUUGCAUGCCAAGCAGAAGAUGAAGGUGGAGCUGGUGGAUGUACAAUGCUUGCAUUCUACAGCGUCGUGUCUCACUGCCGACGAGAGUGUGCCAGGGUGCGUGUGCGCCAGGCACUCUCGACGUGACUGA
Messenger RNA from Peronospora belbahrii, 2391 nucleotides. NCBI's taxonomy places the organism in Eukaryota, Oomycota, Peronosporomycetes, Peronosporales, Peronosporaceae. The record is from the annotation of a GenBank genome assembly.